Messenger RNA from Pongo pygmaeus (Bornean orangutan), 2375 nucleotides. RefSeq names its product zinc finger protein 490 (gene ZNF490). Gene Ontology annotation, biological process: regulation of transcription by RNA polymerase II; translation. Gene Ontology annotation, molecular function: large ribosomal subunit rRNA binding; structural constituent of ribosome; DNA-binding transcription factor activity, RNA polymerase II-specific. Gene Ontology annotation, cellular component: nucleus; ribosome; cytosolic large ribosomal subunit. The transcript is spliced from 5 exons. The record is from RefSeq and is a predicted model, not a curated record. Bases 625 to 2055 code for a protein of 476 amino acids. Lineage: Eukaryota; Metazoa; Chordata; Mammalia; Primates; Hominidae.
UCGGCUCACUGCAACCUCCGCCUCCCAGGUUCAAGCGAUUCUCCUGCCUCAGCCUCCUGAGUAGCUGGGAUUACAGGCGCGUGCCACCACGCCCAGCUAAUUUUUAUAUUUUUAGUAGAGACGGGGUUUGACCAUGUUGGCCAGGAUGGUCUUGAUCUCUUGACCUCGUGAUCCGCCCUCCUCGGCCUCCCAGAGUGCUGAGAUUACAAGCGAGAGCCACCGCACCCGGCUGGAAUCUAUAUUUUUUAAUUUUUAAUUUUUAUUUUUGUAGAGGCAGAUUCUUACAAUGUUGCCCAGGCUGGUGUGGAAAUCCUGGCCUCAAGGGAUCCUCCCGAAGUGCUGAGAUUACAGGCUUGAGCCAACGUGCCUGGCCUUUAAUUGUCUUAAAAGGAAGUAAAUUCUGACACAUGCUACAGCAUCAGGACGAUUGAGGACAUUAUGCUAAGUGAAAUAAGCCAGUCGGAAAAGGACAAAUACAGAAUAAUUCCACUUAUAUGAGCGGUUCGCUAGGAUUGCGUCCCAGCCUCGGACUCUCUGGGGCUCUGCAUAUGCUUUGUCGCGCUGGGACCUGCAGGUAGUGAGGGAUCCGUAGGGAGGACUCCUGGAACCUCCGUUAGCCGAGAAAUGGACUCCAUCUCCCUUGAGGAUGUGGCUGUGAACUUCACCCUGGAGGAGUGGGCUUUGCUGGAUCCUGGCCAGAGGAAUAUCUACAGAGAUGUGAUGCGGGCAACCUUCAAGAACCUGGCCUGUAUAGGGGAAAAAUGGAAAGACCAGGAUAUUGAAGAUGACCACAAAAACCAGGGAAAAAAUCUAAGAGGUCCUGUGGUUGAAGCACUCUGUGAAAAUAAAGAAGAUCGUCUGUGUGGAAAAAGCACUAGCCAGAUUCCUGAUCUUAAUACGAACCUGGAAACUCCUACUGGAUUAAAGCCAUGUGACUGCAGUGUGUGUGGGGAAGUCUUCAUGCAUCAGGUCUCCCUUAAUAGGCACAUGAGAUCUCACACUGAACAGAAACCAAAUGAGUGUCACGAAUAUGGAGAGAAGCCACAUAAAUGUAAAGAAUGUGGGAAAACCUUCACUCGCAGCUCCAGUAUUCGAACCCACGAAAGAAUUCACACUGGAGAGAAACCCUAUGAAUGUAAGGAAUGUGGCAAAGCCUUCGCAUUUCUCUUUUCCUUUCGAAACCAUAUAAGAAUUCAUACUGGAGAGACACCCUAUGAAUGUAAGGAAUGUGGGAAGGCAUUCAGAUAUCUUACUGCUCUUCGGCGCCAUGAAAAAAAUCACACUGGAGAGAAACCGUACAAAUGUAAACAGUGUGGAAAAGCCUUUAUAUAUUAUCAGCCUUUUCUAACCCAUGAAAGGACUCACACUGGAGAGAAACCUUAUGAAUGUAAGCAAUGUGGGAAAGCCUUCAGUUGUCCCACGUACUUACGGAGUCAUGAGAAAACUCACACUGGAGAGAAACCUUUUGCAUGUAGGGAAUGUGGGAGAGCCUUCUUUUCUCACUCAAGCCUUCGAAAACACGUGAAAACCCACACCGGAGUUCAACCUUAUACAUGUAAGAAAUGUGGGGAAGCCUUCAAGUCAUCUAGUUCCUGUGAAGUGCACGAAAGAACUCAUUUUGGAGAAAAACCCUAUGAAUGUAAACAAUGUGGUAAAGCCUUCAAUUCUUCAAGUUACCUUCAGUUGCACGAAAGAGUUCACACUGGCGAGAAAACUUACGAAUGUAAAGAAUGUGGUAAAGCCUUUCUUUAUUCCACUCACUUUCGAAUCCAUGAAAGAACCCAUACUAGAGAGAAACCCUAUGAAUGCAAACAAUGUGGUCGGGUCUUCAUUUACUUCAGUCACCUUCGAAGGCACGAAAGAAGUCACACUGGAGUGAAACCAUGUGAGUGUAAGCAGUGUGGCAAAGCUUUCACUUGUUUAAAUUCCCUGAAAGUACACAAAAGAAUUCAUACUGGAGAAAGACCCUUUCAGUGUAGACAAUGUGGUAAAGCCUUCAGUUACUCAAAGUCUUUGCACGUGCAUGAAAGGACUCAUACUAGACAGAAGCCCUAAGUAAACUGUGGUAAUGCUGUCAGUUGUAUUAGUUCCUUUUGGAUGUAUGAGAGUAUUUACGCUGGAGAGAAAUUCAAGGAAUGUAAAUGGUGUGAUUAAGCCUUCAGUUUUCCUAAUUCGCUUUCAAGACGUGACUCAUGCGGCAAUGAAAUAUUUAACAAAUAGGGGAGGAACUUCCACUGUCCUGCGGGAUUGCAAAUAUGUGAAUGGACUCCAUGGACAGAAACCCUAUGAAUGUACCGAGUGUGGGAAAGCCUUCACUUCACACAGUCUUUUAAAGACACCUGGGAAUAUAUACUGGAGAGAAACUAUAAAGAAAA